AUGUUCGGCAGUGGCCAAUCAGGGGCGAGCUCCCGACGGGCAGCCAAUGAGGAGCGCGCUCGGCGGCAGCCAGUGAGGGGCGCACCGGCUGAGGGGUCCAUUGCCGAGCCCGCUCUCCACAGACGAAGAGCGACCGUUGGCGCCAAGCUGGAGGGUGAACGCCAUCGUCUAGCUCCUCUGGGCGGGUUCUCCUUGCCCGACCUUCGCAUCAGCCUUCACUUCAGCGAGUCGGCGGAGCCGUCCACAGUGGCCGGGGCUGAGGGCCAAGGCCGUCGGGGCUCCGGCCGGCGCCGGCCGAGGAGCGAGUAUGAGUCAGAGUCCGGCUCGGCUUCCGGCUCCGGCUCUGAGGAGCCCUCGCCGCCACCGCCGCCGCCUCCGCCGACGCCUCCGUCGACGGCUGCCUCGACGAGCAGCUCGACACCCCCGGCCAGGCCCACCUCGCCUCCCAGGAGCUCGACGGCGUCGCCGCCCCGGAGGAUGUCCACACUGAGCAGCACAAUGGCCUCCAACAGCGACCUGGCCAGUAUCUUCGAGUGUCCGGUGUGUUUUGACUACGCACUGCCGCCCAUCCUGCAGUGCCAGAGCGGUCACCUGGUAUGUCACGACUGCCGCCCGAAGCUCACGCGCUGUCCGACCUGCCGCGGCCCGCUGGGCACCAUCCGCAACCUGGCAAUGGAGAAGGUGGCCAAUUCCGUGCUGUUCCCGUGCAAAUACAACCCGUUCGGCUGCGAGUAUGUGCUGCCCCACCAGGAGCGCGCAGAGCACGAGGAGACCUGCGACUACCGCCGCUACCCGUGCCCCUGCCCCGGCUCGGCCUGCCGGUGGCAAGGCCGCAUGGACACCAUCGUGGCGCACUUGGUCCAGCAGCACAAGUGCAUCACCACCCUGCAGGGCGAGGAUAUCGUGUUCCUGGCCACCGACAUCACCCUCCCCGGGGCCAUAGAUUGGGUGAUGAUGCAGUCUUGCUUCGAUUCGCACUUCAUGCUCGUCCUCGAGAAGCAGGAGAAAUGUCACGGUCAGCAGCAGUUCUUUGCAAUCGUGCUGCUCAUCGGGAACCGCAAGCAAGCCGAAAAUUUCAUCUACCGACUGGAGCUGAACGCAUCGCAGCGGCGACUGACCUGGGAGGCCAAACCGAAAUCCAUCCACGAGGGAAUUGAAACAGCCAUCAGGAAGAAUGACUGCCUGGUUUUUGACUCCAGCACGGCCCAGCUUUUUGCAGAAAAUGGCAAUCUGGGCAUCAGUGUCACCAUUUUCAGGUGUUGA
Molecule: messenger RNA, 1263 nt
Organism: Condylura cristata (star-nosed mole)
Lineage: Eukaryota; Metazoa; Chordata; Mammalia; Eulipotyphla; Talpidae
Product: E3 ubiquitin-protein ligase Siah1-like
Exons: 1
Coding region: 1-1263 (420 amino acids)
Biological process (GO): proteasome-mediated ubiquitin-dependent protein catabolic process; multicellular organism development
Cellular component (GO): cytoplasm
Molecular function (GO): zinc ion binding; ubiquitin conjugating enzyme binding; ubiquitin protein ligase activity
Source: RefSeq, a predicted model, not a curated record